This is a messenger RNA of Ectocarpus siliculosus, 954 nucleotides long. NCBI's taxonomy places the organism in Eukaryota, Phaeophyceae, Ectocarpales, Ectocarpaceae. The record is from the annotation of a GenBank genome assembly.
AUGGGGUGCAGUGUUGGCUACGCGCUUCACAGCAAGUCGUCCGGCGACGAUCACAGUACUGCAAGGAUAAGCUUAGCGGAGUGGGAGGGUAGCGACUACGACGGCGUUACAAAAGACCUCGACCUCCACCGAUCCAACGGGGGUGGGAUGCAGUCUUCUGGGAAGUGCCUGCAUCCGGGCUGCUCCAAGAGACCGACGUACGGCGUCGAAGCAAGCCGAAAGAGAGAGUGCUGCAGCCAGCAUGCUCGGCCAUGGAUGGUUAAUAUUGAUCUCACGAGGUGCGCCAAGGACAAGUGCGAGACUCGCGCCACCUUCGGCGAACCGGGGAGCGGUCGGCGUCAGUUCUGCAGCAAGCACGCUCCCAAAGGCAUGCUCAACUUGGAGCGCAAGAAGUGCUCGGCAGACGACUGUCUGAUGCCGCCGACGUACUGGCACGAGGGGAACCGGAAGCGGAGGUUCUGCAGCAAGCACGCGGAGGACGGCAUGGUCAAGUUGGACAAAAAGCUGUGUCCGGUUAAUGGCUGCUUUACGUCGGCGUCCUACGGGGUCAUGGGGAAGAAGAGAAAGUUCUGUGCCGUGCACGCUGAGCGAGGCAUGGUAUCCAUCGGGGGAAGGCGGUGUGCGAAGGGAGACUGCGGCAAGCGCGCGAACUACGGGGUCGCUGGGACCAACAAGCGGGAGUUCUGCGCCACUCACGCGGAGACCGGGAUGGUGAACAUCAACAACCAGAAGAGAGGCUCGGUUCAGAGAAAAAAGCCCAGCGCCGGGCCACACGAUGAUGUUGAAGAGGAGAGCGACGAGAAGCCGGCCGUGCGCGGCGACGGUCGGCGAGCCAGUGAUCCUUCCGUCUUGGGCGAAGAAGAAGGAGGGGGAGUGGGAACGAGUUUUGCUCGUAGCGCCGAGGAGAAUGGACCGACGGGUGGUCGAGCUGGGAGUGGCAACCGCUGGCCAUGA